GCUUUUCUGUGGCCAUAGUCUGGUCGAUCUCCCACCCAUACUAACCGUUGAAUAAGAUAACAGGAGUAUAUGCUGACCCCAUUUUAGUGGUUAAUUCUUAAACACAGAGUGAAACAGACGCUGACAUUAACCAGUAAGGAAUUAUUAAAACAUAAUUUUGUUACCAUUAUUAUAGUAAAAAUAUGCUAUCAUUGCUGUGAGAAGUUAUGAAGAUUUGUAUGUGAUCCACACAAAUAUUAGUACUUUCUAAAUUGAAUGUGUAUUAUGUUCAAAACUACUGACCACUCCUAUUAACACACCUAUUUAUAAACAUUAGUUCAGGCCACACUGACCAGCUGACCAGUUCUUUGACAGAAGUAUAUGAAAUUAAACUGGACUUUUAAUAUGUUUUAGAACGCUUAGCUCUUUGCCAGAUUACGAGUGCCGUUGAAUUACAGAUUCUGCAUAACAGAAUCAGAAUUUGGGCCGAGCUCCAUGGUGAAGGGGAUUAGAUUGAACCGCUAUCCAUUUUUAAUGAUGUGAGAACAUGGGCAAUGACUUGCUGAAAGUUUAAUGGCUCAGAAGUAGAUUCAGUCUCUAAAGCCACUGACAGUAAUGCAAUCUGCUGCAUAGAAAUCUGUGAAACUUUCUUUUUCACUAUGGGAAGCAGAUUAACAGCAUCACAGGAGAUCUCUGUACAUUUUCUAAAAAAAUUUUUUUUUAAUUAUUGUUGCUAAUUCCCCGAAUAUUUAAUACCAUCCUUUCUGCUUGUUUGUGGAAAUUCUCUUCCAGAACAGUUUUUUUUUUUGGCACCUAAUUCCAUAGACAGGGUUGUCUGAAUGUGUACCCAAAGUGGUGUAGGUUUAUAGGUUUAAACCUGAGAUAGCCUAUGUCAGUCUUUUCACCACAUAGAUGUAUUAUGUAUCACCCGCAUAUCAACUUCCCUCCAAGUCAUUUGACACCCAAGCCUUAUAGCUGGAGCCAGGCAACCAGGAUGACUUGCAUGCCAGUCAGGAAGCAGACACACUUCAGGUGGACACUGAACACGGAUCAUGACCUUCAUAGCCAAGACAUUUUAUGACUUGCGUGCUACCACGCUGGAAGGGGACUCGGUUGAUUUUAAUAUCUACCGAGGAAGAGUGGUACUUAUUGAGAAUGUGGCAUCACUAUGAGGUACCACCACCCGGGACUACAGCCAGCUCAACCAGCUCCAGAGCAGGUAUCCGCACAGGCUGGUGGUCCUGGCCUUCCCCUGUAAUCAGUUUGGCUACCAGGAAAACUGCAAAAAUGGAGAGAUCCUGAACUCAUUGAAGCACGUACGUCCAGGUGAAGGGUUUGAACCUUCGUUCACCAUUUUUGAGAAGUGCGACGUUAAUGGGUCUAAUACACAUCCCGUGUUCGCAUACCUGAAAGACAAACUUCCAUACCCCGAUGAUGAUCCAGUCUCUCUUAUUCAGGACCCCAAGUUCUUAGUGUGGAGUCCCAUCAGCAGAACUGAUAUCUCAUGGAAUUUUGAGAAGUUCCUGAUUGGCCCAGAGGGUGAACCCUUCAAGAGAUACAGCAAAAACUUUGAGACCAUUAACAUAGAGCCUGACAUUCAAAGGCUAUUGAGGCUAACCAAAAACUAAUUAAAACAUGUGCCUCAGAAUGCAUUUAAUUUCAUUGUAGGUACCACUUUGUGCUCUUCUACAUUUUCUUAUUUUACUUAAUGAUGUUGAUGCUCUAAACUUAGGGAGUGUUAACUGAGGUGGCGUAAAUAUAAAAGACAUGUAGA
This is a messenger RNA of Clarias gariepinus (North African catfish), 1753 nucleotides long. RefSeq names its product glutathione peroxidase 2 (gene gpx2). The record is from RefSeq and is a predicted model, not a curated record. NCBI's taxonomy places the organism in Eukaryota, Metazoa, Chordata, Actinopteri, Siluriformes, Clariidae. Gene Ontology annotation, molecular function: glutathione peroxidase activity. The transcript is spliced from 2 exons. Gene Ontology annotation, biological process: response to oxidative stress.